AUGAAGAAAGAGUCAGCAGACAACAAUGAUCAGAGCUCUACGCAGACAGAUACGUACAUAGAGCGAGAGGCACAAAAAGGUGACGAAAUAGAGCCACUGGGAGACGCUGGAGUGGAGCUAGUCGUGAACCUUGAAGGGACAAUAGAUGCCCUCAUUGAGAAGGAAGUCAUCAAACUGUCUUCUCAAUGUAGGCUGUUUAAAGAUGAAACGAAUGCCGAAGAUGAAUUGGCAGUGUUUCAUAGGAAUGAAGUGCUUGCGGGGGAGUUCCUGGGGAAUGGAGCCUUUUCUGAAGUACAUCAAGUGUGGGGAUUUCAAUUAGCGAACUUUGGGAGCAGAGACCCAAAGCAAGAACGAGCUCGACUGGAGCUAUGUAGUACAACUUAUGAUCAAAAUGGAGAAAGUGCUUAUGUGUUGAAACAUUUGCGACGUGAUUUGCAUCAUCGCGGUGCCAACAAGUUCAUUCACGCUGCUGGUGAUCUCGUAAUGGAAGCCAAGUUUUUGUCUUACUUUGAUCAUCAGAACAUUAUCAAGCUUCAUGCUUGGUCUGGCCCGACUACUGCAUACCACGGAAACACGCACGAUGCAUGCUUUCUGGUUCUUGAUCGCCUGGAUCUAACCCUAUCACACAAAAUGAUUCAGUGGCAAAUGAAUCCUCAAGCUUCAGAAGCUGUUUAUUCACCAAAUCUCUGCGACUACAAUGAGAAGCUGAACAUUGGAAGACAAAUUGCAAGUGGUCUAGAAUAUUUGCAUAGCCGAGACAUUAUCUUCAGAGACCUCAAGCCAGACAAUAUUGGUUUCAGAGGGAACACUGUUCAACUCUUUGAUUUUGGCCUUUGUAGAGAACUUCCAGAGUCAAAACCCAUUGAAGAGAAAACAUUCCACAUGUCUGGAGUAGGAACCAAAAGGUACAUGGCUCCUGAAGUUUUCCUCGGAAAACACUACAAUCUCAAGGCUGAUGUGUACAGCUGGACCAUUGUUUUCCAAUCGAUGCUGUCUCUACAAAAGCCUUUUGACAUGUUUGAUGCUAUUCACUACAAGGAUCUGGUGUGCGAAAAAGGUGCAAGACCGCCAGUCUUUCAAGAGUGGCCACAAGGCAUUCAAGAUUUGUGCCGAAAUGGAUGGGCUCAAGAUCCCCACGAUCGGUUCACCAUUAGUGAAGUACGAGAAGAAAUCGAGCGAAUGCAAGCUCAAAUGCCUGCCAAGGGUCAACACGGAUAUGUUGCUGAAGUGACUGGUGGUAAUGAAACGCCGUUCUUCAUUGAGAGAUCAUCAUCCUUUGACCAAUCGUCUAUCGAAGACAUGAUGGACAACAUUUGUUCACCGCAUCGGAUCUGCCUCCGUAUACAGGGAGUAGAAGCUCCAAAGGGUGGUCAGAGCUUUUUGCGAAUGAUCGAAGGACAAAUGAUUCGAGCGUCUGCUCCAUACGAAAGACAUAUUACAAGCUAUCCCAACCUCAAACACUUGCGGUCACAGUACUUGUAA
This is a messenger RNA of Cylindrotheca closterium, 1482 nucleotides long. The record is from the annotation of a GenBank genome assembly. NCBI's taxonomy places the organism in Eukaryota, Bacillariophyta, Bacillariophyceae, Bacillariales, Bacillariaceae.